Molecule: messenger RNA, 945 nt
Organism: Theobroma umbraticum
Lineage: Eukaryota; Viridiplantae; Streptophyta; Magnoliopsida; Malvales; Malvaceae
Product: transmembrane emp24 domain-containing protein p24beta2-like
Source: RefSeq, a predicted model, not a curated record
CUUCGAAGUACCCAAGUGCUCGAAAGUUGUUUCCUUUGUGUCUGUCUGUGUUUCUCAAAACCCUUCUAAAGAUCUAAUCUUUACAUUCUUUUUCAACUCUUCAAAGAAGAAAGAAAUUCCCCAAAAGGAUGAAAAUUGGAUUCCAGGAAUUUGUUGCUGCUAUAUUGCUGGCAUUCUUGUGUUGUCCAAAUGCAGUGUUUGGGAUUAGAUUCGUGAUCGACAGAGAAGAAUGCUUCUCUCAUAAUGUUAAGUACGAGGGGGAUACGAUUCAUGUGUCGUUCGUUGUCAUUAAGUCUGAUUCAACUUGGCAUUCUAGUCAUGAGGGUGUUGAUCUCGUGGUGAAGGGACCUACUGGUGAUCAGAUUCAAGAUUAUCGUGACAAGAUAAGUGACAAAUUUGAGUUUGUUGCUCAUCAAAAAGGAGUACAUCGUUUCUGCUUCAGUAAUAAAUCUCCUUACUAUGAAACGGUCGACUUUGAUGUACACGAAAGUCAUUUUACAUACUAUGAUCAGCACGCAAAAGAUGAGCAUUUUAACCCUUUGUUAGAACAAAUAUCUAAGUUAGAGGAAGCUCUUUAUAACAUUCAGUUCGAGCAGCACUGGUUAGAGGCUCAGACAGAACGGCAGGCAAUAGUAAAUGAAGCUAUGAGUAAAAGAGCAGUUCACAAGGCCAUUUAUGAAUCUGCAGCACUAAUUGGAGCAAGUGUUCUGCAAGUUUACCUACUCCGACACCUUUUUGAACGGAAGCUUGGGAUGUCCCGGGUUUAGUUUAAGCGCUACGAUGCAAUGUUUUAUUGGCUAUAGGAUCAUGCAGACUGUUGUAAUCUGAGGCAUUUAAUAUACAUGUACAGAAUCCUUGAAUUCGGAUACAGUUUUUUCUUAUGGUCGAGCCUUGAUUGAGCUUUAGAUCAAUAAAGCAUGAGUUUCAAGUUAUUUCCGCUUUAAA